CCGGCACUAACAUCCACGGGGAAGGGUAUAAAUAGGCAGCUGUGGGGACAGAGGGAUGGCAGCCUGAUCCCGCGGCGAUCUGUGCAGCUUGCCUUGGGCUCUGGGCUGGAUCCUCGCUGCUCUCAGGAUGAGCUGCGCCGUCAGGCAGGUCGUCACUGCCUGCUCCCAGGGCAGGAGCAGCGCCGGCAGCUCGGCGGCUGGGGCUGGUAGAAAGGUCUCCUCCGCCUCCUCGGGCAGACACGCUGCCUGUGACUUCGCGGGUGCAGCCGGCAACUUCUCGGGCGGCAGCUCGAGCGAGGGAUUACUCGGGAAGGCGCUGAGCGCCGGCAGCGCGGCCGGUGGGAGCUUCGGAGCCGCGCCGAGGGCUUGUUCCACCAUCGGAUUCGGCGGCGGGGGCAUGUGCGCUCGCGGCGUCGCUGGGGGCUUCGCCAGGGCCGGCGGUGGCUGCGGAGAGGGGAUCCUGUUCGCUAACAAUGAAAAGGCCACCAUGCAGAACCUCAACGACCGCCUGGCCUCCUACCUGGACAAGGUGCGGCUCCUGGAGGGAGAAAACGCGGAUCUCGAGUGCAAGAUCAGGGAGUGGUACGCCAAAGUCGGGCCCAGCUGUGAGCCACGCGACUACAGCUGUUUUCAUAAGGAAAUUGAAGAUCUUCAAAACCAGAUCCUGUGUGCAGCUAUGGAGACCAACAAAAUCCUUCUGAACAUUGACAACAACAGGAUGACCGCCGACGACUUCAGAGUGAAGUACGAGACCGAAUGCGGCCUCCGGCAAAACGUGGACGCAGACAUCUGCAACUUACGGCCCGUCCUGGACCAGCUGGCCAGCUGCAAGACCGACCUGCAGCUGCAGUGCGAGGCUUUGACCGAGGAGAUGUGCUGUCUCAAGACGAACCACGAGGAGGAAAUGAACUGCCUGAGGAAACAGGCGACGGGCGACGUGAGCGUGGAGGUCAACGCCUGCCCCGGCCCGGACCUGAGGAAGAUCCUGGAGGACCUGAGGUGUCAGUACGAAACGCUGAUGGAGCGCAACCGCAAAGAGACCGAGCAGUGGUAUGCCUGCAAGGUGGAGGAGGUGAACCUGGAGGUCGUCACAAGCAGCCAGGAGAUAGAGUCAAGCAACAAACAGGUCACUGAGCUGCGACGCCAGCUGCAGGCCUUGGAGAUCAAUGUGCAAGCCCAGCUCACCAUGAAAGAAAAUCUGGAGUCCUCUUUGGCAGAAACUGAAUGCCGCUACAACAAAUACCUUGCUGAGCUCCAGAGCCAGAUCUCCUGCGUGGAGCAGCGGCUGGCCGAAAUACGGGCAGAGAUGGAGUGCCAGAACCAGGAGUACAAGACCCUGCUGGACGUCAAGUGCCGCCUGGAGCAGGAGAUCCAGACCUACCACUGCCUGCUGGAGGGCGGCCAGCACGACAUCAUAGGACCAGCGGGAAGAGGAGUCCCUGGAGUCCCACAGGCUGCAAGAAGUGGGGGGCUUAAAGCCAGCCUGUGCCAGCCGUGCCUGUCCUAAGGCCGUGAGCUCUGGGGAGAGCAGGCAAGGUCACCGCAGACAAGAGAGCUUCCCUGCCGGUCCCACCGCACGCCCCUUUGGGGUCUCUCGAAGAACAAAUCCUUUGG
Molecule: messenger RNA, 1614 nt
Organism: Oxyura jamaicensis (ruddy duck)
Lineage: Eukaryota; Metazoa; Chordata; Aves; Anseriformes; Anatidae
Product: keratin, type I cytoskeletal 19-like
Exons: 8
Coding region: 128-1507 (459 amino acids)
Molecular function (GO): structural molecule activity
Source: RefSeq, a predicted model, not a curated record